This is a messenger RNA of Rhipicephalus microplus (southern cattle tick), 1336 nucleotides long. RefSeq names its product sulfotransferase 1A1. Gene Ontology annotation, molecular function: sulfotransferase activity. The record is from RefSeq and is a predicted model, not a curated record. Lineage: Eukaryota; Metazoa; Arthropoda; Arachnida; Ixodida; Ixodidae.
UUAGAGACUAGACACCCUGCUGCGUGGCGUUCGACUUAGAUAAAUCAAAAGGUCCUCGAAAGUAACGAAGCUUUUAGCGGCAAGCUUUCUUUUGCGUUUCUGCUUGAAGACUUGCGUGACCAUGAACAAAGAGGAGAGCUGUCCUUCUUCGAGCGAUGUACCGAAGUCGAACAAGCCGUGUCUUCAAUACUACAAGGGUGUGCCUCUGCCUGGCUUCUUUCCACGAGAGUGCAUCGAAUCAGCCUGUAAGUACAAACCAACGAAGGACGACUUGUACAUCGUCACGUACGUCAAGUGCGGCACCACGUGGACACAACACGUGGUGUACUUGAUCCAGACGGGAGGCGUGCCACCUUCGAACGCGGAAGAAUUCUACAGGGCUAGUCCGUACAUCGAGGCCUUCGGAGCCGAGUGCGUAGAGUGGAUGAAGAAGCCCGGGGCCCUGAAGACCCACCUGCCGGUGCAGUUGCUGGAGUACAGCCCUGAGGCCAAGUACCUCGUGGUCGCCCGCAACCCACGUGACGUCAUAGUGUCUCUGCAAUAUCACUGGCUCUCCUUCGUCGGGUACCACUACAAUGGUACCUUCGACGACGCAUUCGAGCAUUUCAUGAACGACGAGAUUGACUGCGGUAACUUCUUCACCUUCUACAAGGACUGGUAUGAGCGAAGUCGCGACCCCAACGUGCUUUUUGUCGUGUACGAGGACCUUAAACGCAAUCCCGAAGAACUCAUCCUGAAAAUCGCUCGCUUCAUGGGCGAAGAGUACGAAGCCAACUUGCUCAAGGACGGCCACAAGAGACUCCAUGACGUCAUCAAAUACAGCUGCGUGGAGGAAAUGAAGAAGUACACCAACGACAUCAUCCAAGAGUUUUUUCGCGGUAGCUUUGACUUCCAGGGUCCGGAAUACGAAGGAUUCAGGCAGUUCCAUCACGGUAUUCAUUCAGCUGGAUUAGAAGCGGCGAACAACAUCAACUACGUGCGCAAAGGAAUUGUCGGAGACUGGAAGAACCACUUCACUCAAGAACAACUCAAACGACUGAACGAGAAGUUCAAGAAAGAAACCGAAGGAAGCGACAUUGCCGAGCUCUGGCCGGAAAUGAACUUCCUCGAAUGAGACAAACUGCAGCACUCCAUCCACGAGUACCAAAAUGCACAGUGCCUCAAUCUUCUUACUAAUUAGCAAAAACUUUCGGUUACAACGUAAAUGAUUGAUCAUUUGUACUGUCAUAUGCCCAACAAGCGUAUUCCUUAUGCAUGCAGUAUUUAGUUGUUCUGUUUAUGGAUGGUGUUGCGACAACUGAUAAAACUGCAAAUGUUAGUUUUGUGGCUCAUUGUA